This is a messenger RNA of Drosophila takahashii, 1192 nucleotides long. Its product is annotated as dnaJ homolog subfamily C member 17. Gene Ontology annotation, biological process: spliceosomal complex disassembly. Gene Ontology annotation, cellular component: spliceosomal complex. NCBI's taxonomy places the organism in Eukaryota, Metazoa, Arthropoda, Insecta, Diptera, Drosophilidae. Gene Ontology annotation, molecular function: nucleic acid binding. The record is from RefSeq and is a predicted model, not a curated record.
AUGCUUUAUUUUCAUUUCAAGGGAAGCCGGCUACGGAUUUAAUAUAUAUUAUUUGCUAUAAAAUAUUAAAAACAACGUAUAUUUUUUAUUAAAUUCAGUAAAUAAAGCUAGGACAAGCAAUAUCCACCACUAGCCACUUAAAACAGCUGAUUCAGUCUUGUUUGGUAAACAAUUACCCAAGCAAAUGUUUUGUUUGUGAUUUUUUCCAGUUGUGAAAUUAGAUAAAUCGAAAUGGCGAACAAAAAGUUCAGUGACAUCAAUCUGUACGACCUUUUGGGCAUUUCCCUGGAGGCCGAUCAAAAUGAGAUUCGCAAGGCGUACCGCAAAAGAGCCCUCGACUGCCAUCCGGACAAGAAUCCGGAUAAUCCCAAGGCCGUCGAGCGAUUCCACGAGCUGUCCAAGGCCCUGGAGAUCCUCACCGAUGAAUCCGCCCGCGCAGCCUACGACAAGGUGCUGAAGGCCAAGAAGGCGGCGGAGCUGAGGAGUCGCCAGCUGGACGGGAAGCGGCAGAAACUCAAGCAGGAGCUGGAGGAACGGGAACGGGCGGCCCUGCACAAACUGGCCAAAGCCCAGCCCUACAGCACGGUGGCCAAGAGCGACGAGGAGCUGCUGCAGGAGCAGAUCGAGCGCCUGAGACGGGAGGGAUCCCGACUGCUGGAGGAGGAGCAGCGGGCCAUGCAGGAGCAGUUCCGGCGCAGUCAUGCCGAGAAACAGAAGCUUCUGCAACAGCCGACCCCGUUCGAUUCGGCCCAGCAUCGCAUCAAGAUGAAGUGGAAGGCCGAUCCCGGCCAGGAUUACACGCAGGAGCAGCUGCUCAAGUACCUCAAGAAGUACGGCGACGUGGUGGCCCUGGUGGUCAACAGCAAGCGACGCGGACGCGCCAUGGUGGAGCUGGCCACGCGCGAAGCCUGCGACAUGGUGUUGGCCUACGAAAAGGGCGAUCCCGCCAAGCCACUGCACUUCGAGUGGGUGACGCCGCCCGCGGAGGAGAAGCAGCCAUCGAAAUCAUCCGCAACUGGAAACUCCAGCUCAGCCACGGACUACGAGGACCUGGUCAUGCGGAAGAUGCGACAGGCUGAGGAGAGGAAGCGGUUAAUUGAGCAGAUGAUGAAGGAGGAGGACAACGAAUAAACUCAAAUUAAUUAAGGCAAUCUUAUUUGAAUAGUUACAAUUAGGUCACACAAAAUACACA